Acanthoscelides obtectus is the source of this 230-nucleotide messenger RNA. The record is from the annotation of a GenBank genome assembly. NCBI's taxonomy places the organism in Eukaryota, Metazoa, Arthropoda, Insecta, Coleoptera, Chrysomelidae.
GUUCCCAGACCCAGCUUGCAGUCGGCUACAAAAUUCCCGUGUCUCGAAAAAAAUGUGCAAAAUAGCUUUCUGCUCUAUUUGGAGUUUUUCAAGGUUAUCGGAGUUUCUGCUUGGGAAGAUGGCCUUCCACGCUUUUGCCAACUUGAUGCACUUGAAUUAGGGUAGCUGCAACAGACGCUUUGAAAUCCAGAAGUGACACUUUUGUAUUUUCCUUCUCCUUGAAUAAAAGC